AAGCGAGGAACCACUCUUUGCCUACCUAGAUGCCUCUUUGUGUAUGUGUGUGUGUGUCCUGUGUUUGUUUGUUAGGGUUGGGAAUUCCUGUUUGCAAAUACUGGGAGCCGAAUUUGCAAGUCUGGGCAGGAGGAUUAAGUGCAUCUUGUGUCUACUUUCAUCGAUGAUGUUCUCCGCCUUCCCACAUCCCACUGUGCUGGCCUGAGCUUCUUCGCGCCGUUGCCGACGUCCUCGCCCCGGAUUAUCGUCUUGUGUCUCAUUUUCCCCUGCGACAGACGUGAUUUCUCGAUCUUUCUCUUGUUAAGCUAGUGCUUUCCUGCUCGACCCCCCGCCCUUGUUACGCAUCUUUCGUAUCUUCCUCUUUGCUCGUUCUUCGUGUCGUGAAGAGUAUUUUUUCUGCUGUUCCCCUAAUCUCCUCAUCUUUAGAAACAGUCGCCUACUUUACCCAUACUCUAACAGUUUCAGCCGAUUAGAUCAGCCACCCGGAAGUCGUGGCUUACUUAGCCUUUUCGUUACCGUCACGUAGAUUGGCCACCAAUCAACGUUUCUGUUUUUCUACGAGUUCCGCUUUGUCUGCCCACUAAUUCAUAUGACAGAUUUAUAUGCAUUCAUAAUCAAAACAAAUUGACGAGUUGAUGGUAUCAGUAUGCAAGAUGUAAAUUUUUUAUGAUAUGGCGACGCGAAGGAGAUUUGCGCGAAUCUGAAGAUCUGUGAAGUAAGGCACAAGUACAAGUUAUCCUAAAUUUGAGGUGGACGGAGCUUUGGGAUUGCAAGGGAGAAACAGUAGGAGAAUGAGGGAUACUUGCAGAAAUGGUGACAUGAGUGUUGAUAGGGUUCAUUCCAUAAGUAUGAUUGUUAGAGCUAAGAUGUGAAAAGGAAGAAUCGGUGAUACCGUAAGCACGUAAUGGCCAAGAUGGCGGAUGGUAUUCCGCUUCUCUCCGCCUCGACACAGCGGACAUUGGCGGAUAAACUGUACGAGAAGCGGAAGAAUGCUGCACGUGAGGUCGAGGCAGUAAUCAGAGGCCUUGUAGCUCAGCAAGAUCAUGAUAGAAUAUCCAGCCUUCUAUCUCUUCUUGUAAAUGACUUUGCACUCUCUCCACAGUCCAAUCACCGUAAGCAGGGAGGCUUGAUUGGGCUCGCGGCUGCAACGAUGGGCUUGGGGUCUGAGGCUGUUCAACAUCUGGAGAAAAUUAUUCCCCCAGUCUUGAACUCCUUCACAGACCAGGACAGUCGCGUCCGGUACUACGCUUGUGAAGCUUUGUACAAUAUAGCCAAGGUGACACGAGGGGACCUUGUGUUGUUCUUCAAUGACAUCUUUGACGCACUCUGCAAGCUUUCAGCUGAUUCUGAGCCUAGUGUACAGCAGGCAGCUCACCUGCUAGACCGCCUUGUUAAGGACAUUGUAACUGAGAGUGAUCAAUUCAGCAUUGAAGAGUUCAUUCCACUUCUUAGGGAGCGCAUGAACGUGUUGAAUCCUUUUGUGCGCCAAUUCUUGGUGGGAUGGAUUACCGUUUUGGACAGUGUUCCUGAUAUAGAUAUGCUUGGGUUCCUACCAGAUUUUCUUGAUGGGCUGUUUAAUAUGCUCAGUGACAGCAGUCAUGAAAUACGCCAGCAAGCAGACUCUGCACUGGCUGAGUUCCUUCAAGAGAUCAAGAAUGCUCCGUCUGUAGAUUAUGGAAAGAUGGCAGAGAUUCUUGUGCAAAGAGCAGCGUCCGCAGACGAAUUCACACGACUAACGUCAUUCACUUGGCUGAAUGAAUUUGUGAAACUCUCUGGUGAGCAAUUGGUACCUUACUAUGCUGACAUUUUGGGAGCCAUCUUACCUGCCAUUUCAGACCAGGAGGAAAAAAUUCGAGUGGUUGCUAAGGAGACUAAUGAGGAACUCCGAACUGUAAAAGCAGAACCAGCUGAAGGAUUUGAUAUUGGCGCAGUUCUUGUUAUUGCAAGAAGGGAGCUUGGAAGUGACUGGGAAGCUACGCGGCUGGAAGCAUUGCGUUGGAUAGCACUUCUUCUGGAGCGACAUCGAACUGAGGUGCUUUCCUUUUUGGACGACAUAUUCCCUGCUCUACUCUCUUCCUUAGCAGAUACUUCAGAUGAAGUAGUCUGUCUCGUCUUGGAGGUUCAAGCCUGCAUUGCCGGAGACGCCCAACAUUUCCACCGGCUCAUGGUCUUCCUUGUUCACAAGUUCAAGAUAGAGCAGACGCUUCUUGAAAAGAGAGGAACUCUAGCACUUAGGCGCUUGUGUACUCUGUUGGAUGCGGAGAGAGUAUAUAGAGAAUUAGCUAACAUAUUUGAAGGGGAGGCUGAUCUGGAGUUUGCCACUACUAUGGUUCAGGCGCUGAAUUUAAUACUACUCACAGCACCUGAGCUGGCGGAAAUGAGGUCUCUUUUGAAGCAGUCUUUGUUGAAUCCAGCGGGUAGAGAUCUUUUUGUAUCCUUGUCUGCUUCGUGGUGCCACUCAGCAAUCGCCACUGUUAGCCUUUGCUUACUAGGACAGGCGUAUCAACAUGCCAGUGCCGUCAUUCAGGCACUUGGGGAGUCGGACAUAAACGUGAAUUUGCUAGUACAAGUUGAUAAACUCGUGCGACUUUUGGAAACUCCUACUUUUGCUUACUUGAGAUUACAGUUAUUGGAACCUGGUCGGUAUCCAAGUUUGCUGAAGACCUUGUAUGGUCUUCUCAUGCUCCUCCCCCAGCAAAGCGCCGCAUUCAAAAUACUGCGUACGAGAUUGAAGACGGUGCCUUCUCAAACUUUUAUGCACAUGCAACCCUCUCUACCACACACUGAGUUUCCUGGGCUUUCUGCCAUAAGGAGAACAGCUUCGGCAGGAGGAUAUUCGCAAAUUUUAUCUCACAUUCCUACUAUACAAACGUCGUCCACAAGUGAGGAUGGUGAGAGGAGUUCAGAUAACAUCAAUGGUCCGCUGGGUAUCAACUUUGCAGCACAGUUGAAGCAGUUUGAGCAUAUGCAACACCAACACCAUUUGUACCAAAGUCAAAAUAAAGCUCCCCGGCGUACCUUGACACCACCACCAGCUCAGAAUGGACACCAUCUAUCAAGAACGUCGGACGAUGUAUCUGAUUCAGUAAGGAGGACAAGGGCUGCGUCACAGGUGCGGAUGCCACAGCGAACAUCAUGGCGGAGUUAGUACUAAAGCUCAAAUUGCUGGUCACAUGUGCUAUAGUUAUAAACAGGGUCUUACGUGAUUCUUUUCUGUACGAUUUGUUUGUAUAGUAGUUAUUCUGCUUAUUGGUCAUGUACAAGUCAUACAAAUCAUUGUGGCGUAGUGUAAGGUUAUUUGGUGCACCAUGACGCCACUCCAAUCAACGUUAGCUUGGAGUGGAUAAAAGCAAGGUUACAUAGUGAUGUGGGUGUUCAAGGGGUUACGUUAAAAUUUCCCCAGGCUCUCUAGGUGUUGUAAAGUUCACUGAGGGAAAUUGUCGAAGUUUUGAAAUAUGCUCACAAAUUUGUCAAUGCAGCUGAGCUAUUUUGUAGCUAAUUUGUAUACGUACACGCAAAUAAUAUUUUUGAUAUUGCCACAAAAGCUGACUGUUUCUGUCAAA
Messenger RNA from Physcomitrium patens, 3563 nucleotides. The record is from RefSeq and is a predicted model, not a curated record. Lineage: Eukaryota; Viridiplantae; Streptophyta; Bryopsida; Funariales; Funariaceae.